AUGAGCUCUGGAUCAUCUCCCAAAGACACGGCCACAUCACUAGAUGAAGUAACCGAACGAUUAGAACUUGUGAAAGAAGAAAUCAAAGGCCUCAAUGACAAUUACGAUAUGGUGCAAGGUAGGCUGCGCGCCGUCGACAAGAAACUGCAAAAGAGUGAAACCAUCAACAAGGAACUGGAUGAAUUGAAAGCAGAAGAAGUACAAUCAGAACGUCAACUAGAGCAACUCAAGCACAAGGUAGAAAAUACACUGUCGAUUACCGAAGCGUUGGAGGAGAAAGGCGUGUUAGAUGAGGAUGCGACCGACGAGCUGUUACAAAUCAAGAUUCGAGAGACUCUUGAUUUGAUUGCAUCGCUUACAAAAGAUGUGGAGAAGAAGAAAAAGGAGCUAGCUGAUUUACAAGCAGAACAAGAUGACUAG
Mucor velutinosus is the source of this 420-nucleotide messenger RNA. RefSeq lists its product as uncharacterized. The transcript has a single exon. NCBI's taxonomy places the organism in Eukaryota, Fungi, Mucoromycota, Mucoromycetes, Mucorales, Mucoraceae. The coding region runs from base 1 to 420 and encodes 139 amino acids. The record is from RefSeq and is a predicted model, not a curated record.